Messenger RNA from Penicillium nucicola, 1362 nucleotides. RefSeq names its product questin oxygenase tpcI (gene tpcI). NCBI's taxonomy places the organism in Eukaryota, Fungi, Ascomycota, Eurotiomycetes, Eurotiales, Aspergillaceae. Bases 1 to 1362 code for a protein of 453 amino acids. The transcript has a single exon. The record is from RefSeq and is a predicted model, not a curated record. Gene Ontology annotation, molecular function: oxidoreductase activity.
AUGACAGUCGUGCAAGCCUCCCAGGUGAAAUUGUCCUCCGAGCACCUAGGGCUUGCUCGCAUCGACGUCGCCAGUCCUUCCGGUGUAAUUGAGACUGCCAACGAGCUCCUGCAACAGAAUCAUGACAAGUACCACAUGUAUUUCCGCGACGUCGGGGGCCACAACCACAUCGCACACUCGGUUCUGACGGUCCUCGCCAUGGGUGGCGGCCCCAAGCAGCUGCAGCGGGCCUACAAUGAUGGGGACGACUACCAACGCCCCCUGCCCCCCUUGGACCCAGCCGUUGUCCAGUCUCUCCACGAUCAGGAGCAGUUCCGCGCCCGAAUGCUCGAUCUGGACCAGUACACCAACUUCCUGCACUUCUUCCAAAUCGAAAUCGAUUCCAAGGGCUGGCGGGCCGUGCUGCAAGAAUACUGCUUCAGCCGCACGCCCCUCGCCGAAGCCAUGUUCUCCCAGCUGUACGAGGGACUCUUGCACCCGAUCAUCCAUCUCGGCUUCGGCAUCGAGUUCGAGCAGCCCAGCAUUAUCGCAGAGGGUCUCGCGCACGCAGCCUCCCACGACCCCGGAAACAUUGACACCUUCUUCCACCGCGCUGAGCAGCUCGCGCAGUCCGGCUCGGUGCCUGCCAAACCGCUCGUCGAGCUCUACGAGCAGGUCAGGGCUAACGACAAGACCCGCACCGCGGGCCGCAUGCAGGAUGGGCCGUUCCGACUGCGCGAUGGCCCGUUGGCUCGCUCAAUGGACGAGAUCGUGGCCAUCGCCGCACAGUUCCAGAUCACGUCCGGGGACCAGGCAGAUCUUGAGCGCCGCACGGCGGAGAUGAUCAACUGCGCUGCAUACAGCGCGGGCGCGGCGCAACGACCCGGCAAGGUACGCAAGGUGGACUUCUUCAUCAUGCACGACGUCACCUGUUCAAUUUUCCUCAGCGUGUUGAUCCGCCAGGCGUGGAUUUCCCUUGAGGACCGCGCACGACUGGUGGAGUGGAAGGCGCGGCUGGAUCUUGCGUGGUACGCGGCGAAUGGGGCGGCCAAGCUGCGUCUGGAUGAUAUCUCGGGGUAUGAGCCGACAGAGAGUAAAGGGAUGGGCUGGCGCGAGCUUUACAGUGCCGUUAAUGAGGUGCAUGACGAUGGUCACAUUGCUAAGUUUGUGCGGGCGUUGAAAAAUGGGGAGGAGGCGUCGAGGCCGUUUGAGGCCGAAGGGGGGGAUUCCUUUCCGGUGACUGGGGAUCUGUGGUUGAGGAUUGCGCAGAUGGGGUAUGAUACUACAAAGAAUGGGGUUGAUAAUAGUGAUAAAUGGGUUUGGGGAUCUGGGUUUGAUCUGGCCUGGAUGAAGGUGCCGGACUCGGAGGAGUAUAUUAGUUGA